AACUGUUUUGUUAUUAUUUUUAUCAGAUAAGAUCGAACUUCACGUCUUUGUGUGCUCCGAACGAAAAGACAGCAGUCCCUGGUCCAUGUUAAAUCUCUCUUAUCACACUAUAGUCUUUCUUUCUCCAUGAAUCUACAGGUCUCGGAAAAGGGUACGUUCGAGUUUCCUAAAGCAAGGAUCGGACAGUGCACAGGAGACAUGAUAGAGGAAUGUUACACGAGAAAUAAUACAUACGGCGAAGAGGAUCUCCAGCCCUGUCAAAAUUCUGUAAACCUUCAAUUCGAGAGUUCAGUGCAGGAUGACGGGGUGGAAAAUAGCACGGAGCGUAUAUCCGAGAAAAGCCAGGAGCAGAUUACCGUGUCGCUAGGAAAUCCAGAAGAUCCAAACAGUUCCGAAUAUCAUAACUGUAAGACCACCAGAGCUUAUCAAGAGGAAGAGAAACGGGACUUGGUAAGCCGUAAAGGCCUUACACCGGUUACAAGACCACCUUGGAGCGAAAUGAAGGGCUUUGGGAAAGAAGCAGAUGCUAAGAAAGUUAGGAGUCUCACGUUGGGCAGAAUGGGAAAGAUGAUGAUGAUGCGAAAAUCCGGAAAGGAAAAAGAUUGCUGUGACCCAAGGCAAGGAAUGUCGGAACGUGCCCCGUCUGAUUUAUAUAAAGAUCAAAUCUCUAUGAAGGAGAGAGCAAACUCCCUUGGCAGGAUGCUGAAGCUUGUCGAUAAAGAUGGGGCGCCGAGAAAGCUCUUUUCGGAUCACAGGGCGGGAUCUUUGACUGGAAUUUUUUAUAAAAAGAAUAACCCAGCCACUGCUACUGUAUCUUCGUCGGAUCCACAGGCUCACUCGACCGGUAUCUUUGCCAAAGUACUCAGUCAACUACGAGGUCGUGGUAAGACACGUGGACAUCAUGGGAUGCCGGAAGAUAACACAAACAUGGAUGAAAACAAGGGUCUGUCCAAAGAAAAUUAUUUAUCACGCAAGUCAGCACUCGCCUCGAGGAUAAUGGGAAAUCUCACCCUGGGCGGAUCUAAGAAAAGCUGUUCCGGUCGAACAACUAACCCCGAGCAUUCUGAGCGUGACACGAAUUGAAGAUUCACUGGUCAAGAUUUGA
Molecule: messenger RNA, 1105 nt
Organism: Cephus cinctus (wheat stem sawfly)
Lineage: Eukaryota; Metazoa; Arthropoda; Insecta; Hymenoptera; Cephidae
Exons: 3
Coding region: 127-1083 (318 amino acids)
Source: RefSeq, a predicted model, not a curated record